This is a messenger RNA of Pseudophryne corroboree (corroboree frog), 1362 nucleotides long. RefSeq names its product dual specificity protein kinase CLK2-like. NCBI's taxonomy places the organism in Eukaryota, Metazoa, Chordata, Amphibia, Anura, Myobatrachidae. The record is from RefSeq and is a predicted model, not a curated record. Gene Ontology annotation, molecular function: ATP binding; protein tyrosine kinase activity; protein serine/threonine kinase activity. Gene Ontology annotation, biological process: regulation of RNA splicing; peptidyl-tyrosine phosphorylation. Gene Ontology annotation, cellular component: nucleus. Bases 172 to 1362 code for a protein of 396 amino acids. The transcript has 11 exons.
GACACGGGGUCGCCUGACGUCAUAGAGCAAAGCAGGGGCUCCGCUGUGAUACAGUGCAAAGCAGGGGCUCCGCUGUGACGUCACCGCCCUUUUAUAUACCGGGCCCCGAGCGCGGAGGCCUCACACUCCGCGCAUAACAUCUGGAGAGAGGCGGCUGAAGGUUCCUCCAAAAUGUUCAAAAAACAUCGCCAGCUGCGACCAACAUCGCGCCUUCCACUCCUACCAACAUCGCGCCUGCCACGCCUACACCGUGUGCAGAAGAUGGUGCAGAGGAUGGCUCAAGGGCUGAGGAAAUUCUGUAACUUUUUUCAUGUCCAGCACGCCCAACGGUACCAUCUAGAGGAGGAACACAGCAGAGACAACAACCAGGACAGCUAUGAGACACUAAUGAAUGUCUGCGCUCGACGAAUGUGCCGAACUAUCCAGAGGGAUGGAUUUGAUGAAGGGUAUCCUCAAAAGUCACGGGAUGAUGGCUACGUAACCCUCAAACAACAAAGCAGAUUAAGAUCUUGCAGCCGGUCCUCAGCGCAGAGAAGUCACCUGAGCAGUACGGAGGCCAGGAUUGUGCAAGAAGAUCCGGAGGCAAACCUGGCCAUAAGCAUUGGAGACAGGAUUGGUGGAAGAUAUGAGAUUGUCAACAUCCUGGGAGAGGGAGCCUGUGGCCAAGUUCUCCACUGCCUGGACCAUUACAGGGGAGGAUCCAGUGUGGCAUUAAAGAUCAGCAAGAUGUGGGAGAACAUGGAGGAAGCUGCUUUUUUGGAGAUAAGGAUGCUGAAUAAAAUCAGUGGAUUAGAGCAUAAGUAUAAGCAUUUGUGUACACCAAUGCUUAAUUGGCUGUAUUAUCAAGGGCGGGUUUGCAUUGAAUUUGAACUUCUGGGACUUAGCACAUACGACUUCCAGAAAAAGAACAACUUUCUGCCAUAUCCAAUUAACCAGCUACGACAUAUGUCCGAGCAGCUGUUCCAGGCGGUGAAAUUUCUUCAUGACAACCGUAUAACUCACACGGAUCUGAAGCCGGACAAUAUCCUCUUUGUCAACUCGGAAUUUGAGGAGAUUUACAACAAGGAGAAGAGUUGUGUUGAGCGAUGCAUUAAGAAUACCGAUAUUCGGUUGGCUGACUUUGGGUGUGCGUUGCUAUAUCUUGACCACCACGAUGACACGAUUGCCGCCCGAGACUACCGAGCCCCAGAGGUCAUCUUGGGCCUUGACUGGAGCCAUUCUGUUGACAUAUGGAGUAUCGGAUGUACCCUGUUUGAGUUCUACACAGGAGACACACUCUUCCUGGUGAGUGGUUUAGCUGGUGGAAAGCCUUGUGGCCAAUCUCAAUUUCUCUAUCGUCCUAGUGGAUGCUGGGGUUCCUGA